Molecule: messenger RNA, 1668 nt
Organism: Saccharomyces kudriavzevii IFO 1802
Lineage: Eukaryota; Fungi; Ascomycota; Saccharomycetes; Saccharomycetales; Saccharomycetaceae
Gene: GGA1
Product: ubiquitin-binding protein
Exons: 1
Coding region: 1-1668 (555 amino acids)
Biological process (GO): protein transport to vacuole involved in ubiquitin-dependent protein catabolic process via the multivesicular body sorting pathway; Golgi to endosome transport; Golgi to vacuole transport
Cellular component (GO): trans-Golgi network
Molecular function (GO): ubiquitin binding; phosphatidylinositol binding
Source: RefSeq, a predicted model, not a curated record
AUGCCACAAAGAAUUGAGCUUACCUCGGAACCAGUGAGAAGGCCCCGGUCCUCUGAAAGCUCAUUGAUCAGAAAGAUCCAAAGGGCAUGCAGAUCUACCUUGCCUGAACCAGAUUUGGGCUUAAAUUUAGAUGUCUCCGAUUAUAUCAACUCUAAGCAAGGUGUGGCUCCAAGAGAGGCUGUUUUAGCCAUUGAAAAACUAAUUAAUAGCGGUGAAACUCAAACUGCAGUUUUUGCACUUUCAUUACUGGACGUCUUGGUGAAGAAUUGUGGCUAUUCUAUACAUCUACAAAUUUCCAGAAAGGAGUUUCUGAAUGAUUUGGUGAAAAGGUUCCCAGAGCAUCCGCCAUUGAGAUAUUCCAAGGUUCAGCAAAUGAUUCUCGAGGCUAUCGAAGAAUGGUAUCAAACCAUCUGCAAACAUGCCAGUUAUAAGGACGACCUUCAGUAUAUCAGUGACAUGCACAAGUUGCUGAAAUACAAGGGUUAUAUUUUCCCCAAAGUUGGGAGUGAGAAUUUGGCGGUGAUGAGGCCGAAUGACCAAUUAAGAACUCCAAAUGAAUUGCAAGAAGAACAGGAAAUAGCUCAAGCUGCGAAACUCGAAGAACUGCUAAGAAGCGGCAAGCCUGAUGAUUUGAAAGAAGCUAAUAAACUAAUGAAAGUUAUGGCAGGAUUCAAAGAUGACACUAAGAUAGCUGUCAAACAAGCAAUCAACAAUGAACUAAACAAACUUAAAAGGAAAGCUGAUCUAUUCAAUGAAAUGUUGACUUCUACUAGUGAGCCUGAUUUAAAUAAUGAAACUAUUCAAGAACUAUAUGGCGAUCUAAGAUCAGCGCAGCCUAAAUUCGAAAAAUUAAUCGAAGAAGAACAUGACGACGAUACACUGGUUAGCAAUUUAUUGAAGUUCAACGACUUAGUAGUGCAAUUGUUGGAAAAAUACAGGUCAAUAAGGGGUUUAAAGGGCGAGGAGCAAAGCGGCAAGAAUGUAAAUGAAUCUUUGAAAGAAUUUAGUUUAAUUGAUUUUGAUGACGAUACAACUGCAAGCGUACAGCCUGAGCUAUCUUUAGAUAAAUCUUUACAACCUUCCGAGGAUCUUUUGGACGACUUAACUAAUUUAAGCCUUCCAUCCUUAUCAAAAUCUCCAGAAAACACUUCUAAUCUAGACAAUACCGGUCAGUCUAAUUUUCCUGGAAUCGAUCUAUUAAAUUUUGAUUUGCCAUCUUCAGAAACUAAGGCUGCGAAUCCCCCAGAUUCCAACUCGUUCGACCUACUUAGUGGUUUAAUGAAUAAUUCGAAUAAUGCCACAGAAACUUUAUCUCAAUUGCAAAGACAAACGCUUAACGAAUCGGAUAAUUUAAAAAUUGAUUAUGAAUUAGUUCGUAAAUCGCCAACAAAACUAAAACUAAUCAUUCAUUAUUCGAACUUAAGCAGUGAUCCAAUCACUAAUGUAGCUCUUCUACUUGCAUCUCCCAAAAGCACAACAUUGUCUUUGCAGCCGCAAUCGGGUAAUUUUCUGCAGAGUAAAGUCAAAGAUGGCAUAAAGCAGGUUGCUUUUAUUGAAGGAACGUCUCUAAAUUCAGAAAACUCUAUUAAGUUGAAAUGGAAGGCUACUUACAACGUUAAGGACAGAUCAAACGAAGAAUCAGGCAUGGUAAAUUUGCCUAAAAUAUGA